Stegodyphus dumicola is the source of this 2736-nucleotide messenger RNA. RefSeq lists its product as uncharacterized. Gene Ontology annotation, molecular function: RNA polymerase II complex binding. The record is from RefSeq and is a predicted model, not a curated record. Gene Ontology annotation, biological process: mRNA 3'-end processing. NCBI's taxonomy places the organism in Eukaryota, Metazoa, Arthropoda, Arachnida, Araneae, Eresidae.
UUAAUGACAUAUCUUCUUAACUUACUUUUAUUGAUUUUUGUCUUUGUAGCCAGAAUUGGUUAUUGAGAAACUGAGAUCAACUGCAAAACUAGAAAUGGAAACUGCUACUAAAUUGUCUACAAUCAAUUUAAGCAAGCUGAAUGCAACAAAUGCUGAAAUUGUUCAACAGUUAAAAGACCGAAUACAUGGACAGCAGUUUAAACGUGAGUUUGAUGAAAGCACUCGUUGUUUGGAAGAGCUAAUAAAAUCAAUGAAUGCUGAAAUUAAGGAGAAAACAGCCUUAAUAUUAUUACUGGAGCAGAGUGAAAUUUAUUACGAUACCCAAAGGGGUGAAGCUAAAAUUGUUGCAAAUGCAUAUAAGAAUUUUGGUGCUAGAGUGAAAACUUUGCAAAAAAAAUUGGAAGAACUCACAGCAACAUUUCCUAGUCCAAUACCUUCUCCUUGUCCAGAUGCUCCAUCUCCAACCACAUCAGAUCAAGAACUGGAACUGAAUCUCCCUAAUGAUAAAGAUAAAUCAAUUCAAAAGGAAGUGGAGAAUCUAGAAAAUGCUCCGUCACCUGUUGGCUCUCCAGAAGGUUUGAAUCUUUCUCCUGAACCCAAAGAAGAGACAAAAGUGCCAGUCACCACAGUCCAGAGUGUGGGAAAUCCUAUACCAACACUUUCAAAUUUCUUUUCACAUGAGCAAACAGGCAUGACAUCAUGGUUGGAUGCAUUUUCAAACAAGAAAACUCCUGUUGUUGAAAAAGAGGAAAUUAAAAAUGAUCCAAGUAGCCUUGAUAGCAGACUAUCAAAUUUACUUCAGAAUAUACCUAAUCUACCCUCAAGUUUACAGACAUCGCUUUUUGGAAGCACAUCAUCUGGAAACAAUACUCCGUUACAAGAUACAAAUUCUCCAGUCAUUAAUAAAAAGGAAAAGCUUCCUGACACAUUUUCAAGUGCAGAAGGAACAACUCCAAUCAAAGAUGAGUAUAGUGGGCAAAACACUCCUCUUCAAGAUGAAGAUACCCAUUCAAGUCAUGCAUUUUUUACCAAGUUAGCUUCCAGCAAUAAAACUCACAGUCCAAAAGAUAUAUUAAAAGGUUUGACUAGUUUAAUACAGUCGGCAUCAGGAGAUAAAACAGAUGAAAACCACAAAAAAGAAAAGUAUGCAUUUAAUUCCACUGAAGCGUAUGACCAAGAAGGGGGUAUGUCCUCUUUUAUUAAAAAAAUAAUUCCAUCUAUUUCUCAGACAUCACAUCUUACAUCUUCACCUUCUACAUAUUUUAAUUCACCUCAGCCACCAUCUUCAAGAACUGUACCAGUUGUAACUACUACUAAUGUAAAUUCAUAUCAAACAUCAACAUUUCAUGAUGUACCGACAUACACAUCAAAAUCUGAGCCCAGCCGAGAAGGUUUGUCAUAUAUCCCUUCACUUGUGCCUUCAACACCACUUGAUAAUUUUAGUUUUGUCCCUGAUGCAUUUCCAGACACUGAAUACAAUCCUGAAUUGGAAAAUUUUGAUACAAAUAUGGAUGUAGAACUUCCUAUCAAUGACAGUGAUCUUGAUAUACCAUCACCUGAAAUAGAACCAUUGUCUCCAGUACCUGCUUCUUCUGAAAGUGAUGUACCUCGAUCCAUUAGUGGAAGAAGGCUGAGUACUUUGAUUACAGUAGUGACUAAAGAUUCCCCCGACGACAGUCUUCCAGUGAGUUCUAUGUAUUCUUCAGAUGAUAUGUACAAAAGUGACAAAGAAAAUGUUACAGAAGAAUCAUCUGCCUGGAUUGAUAAUUCUAGUUGUGUUGAGAAAAGCAUUGUUCCUCCUUUACCUGAAGCUACUUUAGGCAAAGUUUCCCCUAAUGAAGAAUUCUUCAUAGGAAAAACGGAACCAACAAUACCUCCUUUUUAUGCAACAAUUCCACCACCUCCAGUAAUUGAUCAUAAUGCUCCAAAUGGUCAAAGUAUGGAAUUUUUAACUCCUAACAAUACUACAGUUGAGAGUCCACUUUCAAGGAUAGAGACUGUGCAAUCUCAUAGAGAGGAUUUAAGCAAUGGAAGAUGGUUCAACAAUAAUUGGACUCAAAAUGAACGAAGAAAUCUUGUACCACCACCGCCGCCACCACCACCUCCACCAUUUAAUUGUGGUUUACAAGACACUCGCUUUUAUGGGAACAAACGUUUUCCUCCUCCACCAAAUUUUCAUCCAAGAAAUAGUAACUGGUCUCCCAGAAAUCGACCAGAUAAUUCAUUUCAUCAUCCAUAUGGACCACCUCCAAAUAAAAGGUUUCCGUUUAGAGGCAGGGGGUGGGGAAGGCAAAGGCAUCAGUAUAAUUAAAUGUGAGAGCACUGAGUGUUUUGUUUAGCUCUUAUGAAUAUUUGCAUGAAAAUAAGCAAACAUAAUAUUGAAAAUGUAUAUGUUCUUCACUGAUGAUAAUACACCAGUGAUUAAUGAUAUUUUAAAAUUUAUCAUGAAGCUUUAUUUUUCAUUCUGUAUAGAAAUAUUAUCAUUCAUCCACAGCUACACUUGAACUGGAAAAAGUGUUUUGUUUCAAUGAGGAAAAAUUGUUUUUUCCCCCUCCUUUACAUUCAUCUUUUGAUAUUACAAGAAUUGUUUUUGUUAAUGAGAUUGAAGGCAUAUAAUUCAGUACUUGUUGUUUGAACUCUACUUUUCAAAUAUAUUCGUGUCUUUUAGGGCUGCUGUUUUGUUCCCAGUGUUCUUAAAAGACAUCUUUAAAAUAAAAAUGUACUAUAGCGAUGUAA